Plasmopara halstedii is the source of this 954-nucleotide messenger RNA. RefSeq names its product gamma-glutamyl hydrolase a. Gene Ontology annotation, molecular function: gamma-glutamyl-peptidase activity. Gene Ontology annotation, biological process: tetrahydrofolylpolyglutamate metabolic process. Bases 1 to 954 code for a protein of 317 amino acids. The record is from RefSeq and is a predicted model, not a curated record. Gene Ontology annotation, cellular component: vacuole. The transcript has a single exon. Lineage: Eukaryota; Oomycota; Peronosporomycetes; Peronosporales; Peronosporaceae.
AUGGAUUUGAUGUCGCUCCUAGUUUCGGUAGCACUUAGCCUCUCAGUCGUCGUCGCUAGUACUCAUGGGCCGAUCGUCGGCAUCUUUGCGCAUCCAAUUUCCCAGCAUGGCGAGUAUAUCGCGGCAUCAUACGUCAAGUGGGUGGAAAGCGCUGGAGGUCGCGUUGUCCCAAUCCCAUACAACGCCCCUAAGCCGUAUCUUGAGCAGCUAUUGCCACAACUCAACGGGUUGCUGUUUCCCGGUGGAUCUGCCACUGUUAAUGAUCGCGCAGAACAACUGUUCCGGUUGGCACUGGGGCUAAACGACAAAGGGGUGUACUUUCCUGUGUGGGGCACUUGUUUAGGCUUCGAAUGGCUUCUGCAGCUCACGACGAAAGACAUGAACUUGUUAAACGAAGGCCUUGAUUCUAUGAAUAUCUCUCUUCCAUUAAAUUUCACUAAAGCUGCGCCUGCUAGUCGACUAUUCAGUCAGGCUAGCCCUGAAAUGUACUCGUGGCUCCAUGACACGGCCAUUACAAUGAACAAUCACGAGCUUGGAAUCACACCUGAAAGGUUCAACCAGUACUUGUCUCUCACCAACUUUUACAAUGUGUUAGCCACCAACGUAGAUAGAAAGGGGGUUGAAUUUAUCUCGGCGAUCGAGGCGAAGAAGUACCCAAUCUAUGGUGUGCAGUUCCACCCGGAGAAGAACAGUUUCGAGUAUGGAGAGUUUGAAGACGGAACUCCAUUCGAGGACAUUGAUCAUUCGCUUAAAGGUGUUGGAAGCGGACAAUUUUUUGCCAACUUCUUCAUCAGUGAAGCGCGCAAAAACGAGCUCCGGUUCAAGAGCGCUAAGGCUGAGCGCAAGGCGCUGAUUUACAACUAUCAGACGUCCACCGUCACAUACCCGGGCUUUGUUGAAUCUUACAUCUUCAAACACGACUUUAAAAUGACCUUUUGGAGCACUGGGAUCUAA